GUGAGAUUGAAGUGUUAUUUGUUUCUGCAACACUCUAAAACAAAGACAUGAAGGGAACUCUAAGAUACUUAGCAGGAAUGGCAGGCCCUAGUGGUUUUGGCUCAAACUCAACCGCUGAACAAGUCACUGAAGAUUCUUCUUGCUUCCUUCCCUCAUCUCUAACAGCUCUCAUCACUGGGGCAAGUUCUGGUAUUGGAGCUGAAACAGCUAGAGUGUUAGCAAAGAGAGGAGUGAGAGUUGUGAUUGGUGCAAGGGACUUGAAGAAGGCCAUGGAAGUGAAAAAGAACAUUCAGAAGGAGAGUCCAAAGGCUGAGGUGGUUCUGUUGGAGAUUGAUCUUAGCUCUUUUGGUUCUGUACAGAGAUUUUGUUCCGAGUUCUUAGCUUUAGAACUUCCCCUUAAUAUUCUCAUAAACAAUGCCGGGAUAUUUUCUCAAAACUUGGAGUUCUCUGAGGAUAAAAUUGAGACCACAUUUGCUACAAAUUACUUAGGUCAUUUUUUGUUAACAGAAAUUUUAUUAGAGAAAAUGAUAGAGACAGCAGAGAAGACAGGUAUUGAAGGAAGAAUAAUAAACGUUUCUUCUGUCAUACAUAGCUGGGUGAAGAAAGAUGGUUUUGGUUUCAACGACAUACUGAGUGGAAAAAAAUAUAAUGGCACACGCGCUUAUGCUGAGUCAAAAUUGGCAAAUAUUUUGCAUGCCAAAGAAAUAGCCAAGCAACUCAAGGCAAGGAAUGCAAGAGUAACUAUCAAUGCAGUACAUCCAGGCAUUGUGAAGACAGGAAUUAUUAGAGCUCACAAGGGCUUAUUAACGGAUUCCCUGUUUUUUAUCGCAUCAAAGUUACUCAAAACAACAUCACAGGGUGCAGCAACUACGUGUUAUGUUGCUCUGAGCUCAAAAACAGAAGGGAUAAGUGGAAAAUACUUUGCAGAUUGUAACGAGAGUAAAUGCUCGAGCCUAGCAAAUGACGAGAUGGAAGCACAAAAGCUAUGGAACAACACCCAUGCCUUGCUUCACAAACGACUACGUCAAGCAACAAUUUAAAGCAAUUCUCUUUUUGAAGACAUCAUGUAUAUUAGGUUAUUCAUUUACCUUAACCAGCAGGCACAGCUCAAGAUUUGAUCUUUAAAGGCACCCUAAAACAUCAUAAUCAUGAGGCACUACUGUUAGUAGCCUUUCCUGUGUAGCUCCAUUUUUAUUAUUUGUACA
Messenger RNA from Vigna unguiculata (cowpea), 1205 nucleotides. Its product is annotated as short-chain dehydrogenase TIC 32 B, chloroplastic-like. The record is from RefSeq and is a predicted model, not a curated record. Lineage: Eukaryota; Viridiplantae; Streptophyta; Magnoliopsida; Fabales; Fabaceae.